GCGUUAACAGCGCCGAAGAUGGAUGAAUCAUCAAAUUGUUACCUUAAAAGUAUCAAACAAAACUAAAUUCCUAGAAUUUUUUAAUUUUUUAUUUAUCAUAGUAGUAACACACAUUGUAUAUAUAUUAUUAAGGUAAACAAAUGCUUCAUCAGUACAAUUUGAGUCACAAUUGAAGUGAGUCACAAUUUGGGAAGAAUCACAUAACUUGUGGCAAUGAGAAGCACAUGUUUUCUCUCUUUGCUGCAUGUUGUUGUUCUUUUGGCUUUGUUUAAUGUUCCUCAAGUGAAAGCAGAAGAUCCAUACAAAUAUUUUACAUGGACUGUAACUUAUGGAACUCUUUCUCCACUUGGUAGUCCUCAACAGGUGAUUCUAAUCAAUGGUCAAUUUCCUGGACCUCAACUAGACUUAGUAACUAAUAACAAUGUGAUUCUCAAUCUUAUCAACAAAUUAGACCAACCAUUUCUACUCACUUGGAAUGGCAUUAAACAAAGGAAAAAUUCAUGGCAAGAUGGAGUAUUGGGAACCAAUUGCCCCAUACCUCCAAACUCAAAUUACACAUACAAGUUUCAAGCCAAGGAUCAAAUUGGAACCUACACAUACUUUCCAUCAACUCAACUUCAUAAAGCAGCUGGUGGUUUUGGAGCACUUAAUGUCUAUCAUAGAUCUGUCAUCCCAGUUCCUUAUCCAUACCCUGAUGGAGAUUUCACUUUCCUCAUUGGUGAUUGGUACAAAACCAGCCACAAGGCAUUAAAGGCGUCUUUGGACUCAGGAAAAUCUCUAGCCUUUCCUGAUGGUCUUCUUAUCAAUGGCCAAACUCAUUCAACCAUAAAUGGUGAUCAAGGAAAGACAUAUAUGUUUAGGAUCUCAAAUGUGGGAAUGUCAACAUCAAUUAACUUCAGAAUUCAAGGACAUACCCUAAAACUAGUAGAAGUGGAAGGGUCACAUGUUAUCCAAAAUAUAUAUGACUCACUUGAUGUUCAUGUUGGGCAAUCAGCUGCUGUUUUGGUAACAUUGAAUCAAAGUCCAAAGGACUAUUAUAUUGUUGCAUCAACAAGAUUUUCAAAAAGGGUUCUCACAACAACUGCACUGUUACACUAUUCAAAUUCUCACUCCCCUGCUUCUGGUCCUUUGCCUAAUCCUCCUUCUUACCAAUAUCAUUGGUCUGUGAAACAAGCUAGAAGCUUCAGAUGGAAUCAGACAGCAAAUGCUGCAAGACCAAACCCACAAGGAUCAUACCAUUAUGGAAAAAUAACUCCUACAAAGACAAUUCUAUUAGAAAAUUCAGCACCUUUGAUUAAUGGAAAACUACGUUAUGCUGUUAACAAAGUUUCCUAUAUUAACUCAGAUACACCUCUCAAACUUGCUGAUUACUUCAACAUUCCUGGAAUAUUCAAUGUGGAUUCAAUCCAAAGUCUUCCUUCAAAUAAUGGUCCUGCAUAUGUAGCUACCUCUGUUCUACCAACUUCUCUACAUGAUUUUAUUGAGCUUGUUUUCCAAAACAAUGAAGAAACCAUGCAAUCUUGGCAUCUUGAUGGAUAUGAUUUUUGGGUUGUGGGUUAUGGUUUUGGACAGUGGACACCAACCAAGAGAAGAUUCUAUAAUUUAGUGGAUGCUAUGACUAGGCACACUGCACAGGUGUAUCCAAACUCUUGGACUACCAUAUUGGUGUCGUUGGACAACCAAGGUAUGUGGAACCUAAGGUCUGCAAUUUGGGAAAGACAGUAUCUUGGGCAACAAUUAUAUCUUAGGGUUUGGACUGAUCAACACAGCCUUUACAAUGAAUAUGAUAUUCCCACUAAUGUAUUGCUUUGUGGCAAAGCUGUUGGACAUCCCCUUUAGUAUCAUCACCAACCAAUUUUAUGGUGUUUGUCUUAUAUUUAUGACUGUUUUACCACACUAGAAUAUUUAAGGAAAAAAGAUUGAGAGAAAUUAUAAAAUAUGUGAUUGUCUUGUGUAAA
Messenger RNA from Cicer arietinum (chickpea), 1958 nucleotides. Its product is annotated as L-ascorbate oxidase homolog. Gene Ontology annotation, molecular function: copper ion binding; oxidoreductase activity. NCBI's taxonomy places the organism in Eukaryota, Viridiplantae, Streptophyta, Magnoliopsida, Fabales, Fabaceae. The record is from RefSeq and is a predicted model, not a curated record.